AAAAUCAAAAGAACAUGCACACCAGUGAUCCAAACAAACAGAGAAAAUUAGAACCAGAAGCGUUGGCGAUGUUGAAUAACAUCAUAACACUUUUUACCUUGGAACAAGUUGGCAAUCAAGAAAAGACAAUGGUAUCAGAUCCGAGAAAAAAAAAAAAUCCACACAUACCCACACCAAUCACGAUCGAAUUCUCGGUCCGAACUUUUCUUACACAAGGACCUGGACCUACCUCACUCGCGUUUGUGUUGGACAUGAACUCUUAA
Acaulospora morrowiae is the source of this 263-nucleotide messenger RNA. The record is from the annotation of a GenBank genome assembly. Lineage: Eukaryota; Fungi; Glomeromycota; Glomeromycetes; Diversisporales; Acaulosporaceae.